GUACCUAUGGAUAGAUAGGCAGCUGAUGACCAGAGGAGCAGCGGGAGGCGACCACUCAUUCUGUGGAGAGUGAAAUGAUGCCUGAAGAACCGCUCAAUCAGGGACAGUUGGAUUAAUGGGGGCAACUAUUGUUUGGAAAAUAAUUUAUUGGUUCAGAUUUUUUUGUGGAUUUCUAAUCGGGUCCAUGUCAAAAUGCCAUUUGCCAAACGGAUCGUGGAACCCCAGUUACUGUGCAGGCAUUCAGUCCCAAAAGAAGAGAGUUUGGUUUUCGAGGAUCUGUGUACGGUCAACAAUGUGGCUCUGUCCCGGACCCUACGACAGCUUUCCGACCUGGCCCGGCACGCCUGCUCUCUCUUCCAGGAGCUGGAGAGCGAUAUCGUGUUUACCAACCAACGGGUCCGGGGACUGCAGAGUAAAGUCGGUCAACUUCAGCAGUCUAUCUCCGGGUUAGACGCCAAGCAGGAGGCAGUCCCGGUAUCAGACCUGGAUGUAGAGUGUAAGUUAUCAGACCACUACGUGUCUCCAUGGCUCCUCCAGAGGAAUGUGUUCCUGCCCUCCACCAGACCACCAUGUCUCCAGGAGCUGCACCGCACCGCACAGCAGGGCCUCAGGGCCAGCCACAGAGAUUACCAGCUGAGACAGCAAGCGAGCAGCAGAAGACGCAAAGUGACCAUCGCUGUCUCUGUGACACCCCCUAUGCCCACGUACCCCUCACCACACUCUGCCAGGAGGAGACCGCAGAGGGGCGGGAGCCUGACUGCGGUAACACAACUACCAACUUAUGAUAACAGACAUAUACUUACAGACAAUAUCUAUGAUAAAGCCUCAAGGUGCCACAGCAUUUUGAGUUCCAUCCUCACAGGGGCUGCUGUCAAAUCAAAUUGUAUUUGUCAUAAUGUGCCUAAUGCAACAUUUCACCAUACAGUGAAAUACUUAUUAAACCAACAAUGAAGGUG
Messenger RNA from Oncorhynchus keta (chum salmon), 956 nucleotides. RefSeq names its product actin remodeling regulator NHS-like. Bases 193 to 951 code for a protein of 252 amino acids. The record is from RefSeq and is a predicted model, not a curated record. The transcript is spliced from 3 exons. Gene Ontology annotation, biological process: lens development in camera-type eye; cell differentiation. NCBI's taxonomy places the organism in Eukaryota, Metazoa, Chordata, Actinopteri, Salmoniformes, Salmonidae.